GCUUUCCACGUGCGACAGUUCCAGACUCGUGCGUGUAGGGACCCCGCCGACUCCCGGAACCGCGCGGCUGAGCGGGCAGCAUGAAGCCAGGUUUCAGUCCUCGUGGCGGUGGCUUCGGUGGCCGAGGAGGCUUUGGUGACCGUGGUGGUCGCGGCGGCCGCGGUGGAGGCCGAGGGGGCUUUGGCGGGGGCCGAGGGCGAGGAGGGGGCUUCCGGGGCCGAGGAGGAGGAGGAGGUGGCAGAGGAGGUGGCGGCGGUGGAGGAGGCAGAGGUGGCGGCUUCCACUCUGGGGGCAACCGGGGCCGGGGCCGGGGAGGCAAGAAAGGAAACCAGUCGGGGAAGAAUGUGAUGGUGGAACCCCAUCGACACGAGGGUGUCUUCAUCUGUCGAGGAAAGGAAGAUGCCCUGGUCACCAAGAAUCUGGUCCCUGGGGAAUCCGUGUACGGAGAGAAGAGAGUCUCCAUUGCGGAGGGGGAUGACAAGAUUGAGUACCGGGCCUGGAACCCUUUCCGCUCCAAGCUGGCGGCAGCCAUCCUGGGUGGCGUGGAUCAGAUCCACAUCAAACCGGGGGCCAAGGUGCUGUACCUCGGGGCCGCCUCGGGCACCACCGUCUCCCACGUCUCUGACAUCGUUGGCCCGGAUGGUCUGGUCUACGCAGUUGAGUUUUCCCACCGCUCCGGCCGUGACCUCAUCAACUUGGCCAAGAAGAGGACCAACAUUAUUCCUGUGAUUGAGGACGCCCGGCACCCGCACAAAUACCGCAUGCUCAUUGCAAUGGUGGAUGUCAUCUUUGCCGACGUGGCCCAACCAGACCAAACACGCAUUGUGGCUCUGAAUGCCCACACCUUCCUGCGGAACGGAGGCCACUUUGUGAUUUCCAUUAAGGCCAACUGUAUCGAUUCCACCGCCUCGGCCGAGGCCGUGUUCGCGUCAGAGGUGAAGAAGAUGCAGCAAGAAAACAUGAAGCCCCAGGAACAGCUGACCCUUGAGCCCUACGAGAGAGACCACGCCGUGGUGGUGGGAGUGUACAGGCCGCCCCCCAAGGUGAAGAACUGAAGCUGGAUGUGUCCGACUGUGUGUUGUUUUUUUCUAUUAAAAUGACUGAACUGAA
This is a messenger RNA of Ochotona curzoniae (black-lipped pika), 1110 nucleotides long. RefSeq names its product fibrillarin (gene FBL). Gene Ontology annotation, biological process: box C/D sno(s)RNA 3'-end processing; rRNA methylation. The record is from RefSeq and is a predicted model, not a curated record. Gene Ontology annotation, molecular function: rRNA methyltransferase activity; histone H2AQ104 methyltransferase activity; RNA binding. NCBI's taxonomy places the organism in Eukaryota, Metazoa, Chordata, Mammalia, Lagomorpha, Ochotonidae. The transcript is spliced from 9 exons. Gene Ontology annotation, cellular component: box C/D methylation guide snoRNP complex; Cajal body; nucleolus. The coding region runs from base 81 to 1055 and encodes 324 amino acids.